Messenger RNA from Populus nigra (black poplar), 450 nucleotides. RefSeq lists its product as uncharacterized. The record is from RefSeq and is a predicted model, not a curated record. The transcript has a single exon. The coding region runs from base 1 to 450 and encodes 149 amino acids. Lineage: Eukaryota; Viridiplantae; Streptophyta; Magnoliopsida; Malpighiales; Salicaceae.
AUGGCUUCACAAGAUCUUUGGAUAUGGCAUGUCUUUAUUGGAAUGCCUGAAUCAUUAAAUGAUAUUAAUGUUCUUGAUCAGUCACCUAUCUUCGUUGUACUUGCUGAAGGUCAUACUGCUCCUGUCAAUUAUACAAUUAAUGGGCAUGAAUAUGCAAUGGGAUACUAUUUAACAGAUGAUAUUUAUCCUAAUUGGUCAAUUUUUGUUAAGACAAUUCCAAGGCCAUUAGGAGCAAAGAGAAAAUAUUUUACAAGAAAGCAAGAGUCUGCAAGAAAGGAUAUAGAGCGGGCAUUUGGGGUGCUUCAAUUUCUUUUUGCGAUUGUACAUGGACCUGUUCGAUACUGGGAUGAAGAAACGCUUGCAAAUAUUAUGAAAGUUUGUAUAAUAAUGCAUAAUAUGAUUAUUGAGGAUGAAGGAGUAAUGAACUUUGGAUUUGACCAUGAACGUUAA